UCCGGCGCAUGCCAGAUCAUGGCGCAGGGGCAGCGCAAGUUCCAGGCGCGGAAGCCGGGGAAGAGCAAAGCAGCGGCAGCGGCCUCAGAGCGGAACCGGGGCCCGAGGAAGGGUGGUCGUGUGAUCGCCCCCAAGAAGUCGCGCAUCGUGCAGCAGCGAAAGCUCAAGAAGGACCUGGAGGUCGGGAUCCGGAAGAAGAUCGAACACGACGUGGUAAUGAAAGCCAGCAGCAGCCUGCCCAAGAAGCUGGCGCUGGUGAAGGUUCCCGCCAAGAAGGAGGCAGCCUCUUCCUCCUCCACCAAGACACCUUCCUAAGGACCCCAGCCCAUUGGAGGCCAUCGCCACAGCCUCUGUGCUCAGCCCUAUGCAGGUGACCCCACUGUGAGAAGCCGUGCUCCCCACAGCCUCGGGUGACAUGCACCUCAAAUUGCAUUGGGGGCCUAGCCCAUGAGCAGGUGAUCAGCAGAUCUGGAGUGCACUGGUCAGCUUCCCAGGGUGCCAAGGACUCCAGAAGGGAAGGAAUGUUCACCAGCUUCCUGCGUCCCCCUCCUCUGGUCUUGUCUCCCCUGAUUUAACCCAGAGCAAUAAACAUGACUGUGAUUCCUCCUG
Callorhinus ursinus (northern fur seal) is the source of this 609-nucleotide messenger RNA. It is a transcript of the gene CUNH19orf53, whose product is annotated as chromosome unknown C19orf53 homolog. NCBI's taxonomy places the organism in Eukaryota, Metazoa, Chordata, Mammalia, Carnivora, Otariidae. The record is from RefSeq and is a predicted model, not a curated record.